Molecule: messenger RNA, 1723 nt
Organism: Daphnia magna
Lineage: Eukaryota; Metazoa; Arthropoda; Branchiopoda; Diplostraca; Daphniidae
Product: sialin-like
Exons: 10
Coding region: 117-1631 (504 amino acids)
Biological process (GO): monoatomic anion transport; transmembrane transport
Cellular component (GO): plasma membrane
Molecular function (GO): transmembrane transporter activity
Source: RefSeq, a predicted model, not a curated record
ACGUCGUGUUCCUAUCGUAGAGGCAUAACAGUUAGGCUAUAUGUUUGUAAACCCACAAUCUCCGAUGGGAGCAUUCAAUCAUCAACAAACCUUCGGCUUUACUAGUUAUCAACAAAAUGAAGUCAAAGGAGGUGGAUGGUGAGCUGCGAGUGAUUGCACCUCGGUUGCUACUGAGCUGCAGAUUGACAAUCAGCCUUACUUGCUUAUUUACUUCUUUUGCCGCCAUCUUAAUGACGAUCAACCUAUCCAUGGCGAUUGUGUGCAUGAACAAGCGUUCAAAACAGCUGAAUAGGACGGACGAAAUAAAUAGCACCAAUUCAAGUUCAGGAUAUUUUGGAUUAAACAGCACUUGUAGCGAUGAUCUCACUACGGUACAAGAAAAAGAAAUGUAUUUAGACAAGCCAGCUCAGGGUAUGCUACUGGGAGCUGUUUAUUACGGAGUGGUCGCCGUGCAACUUUUGGUUGGUUGGCUAUGUGACAAGUUUGGCAAGUACAAACUUCAAAUGGCUCUCGGUUCCAGCGUUCUAGCAAUUGCAUCCUUCGCCUCUCCGGUAAUUCUAGAAAAUGCCGGUGUACCCUACUACUUUGCAUUGCGUAUUGUGAAAGGUGUCGCCAUGAGCUUUGCCCUUCAUUCAACGUUGCCUUUGUUAACUCGCUGGACUACUACCCAAGAACAAGGUCUGUUGAUGGGCAUUGCUUCUGCUGGUAUAGGCCUUGCCAAUUCAGUUACCCAUCCGAUUUCGGGACUGCUGUGUCAGCACGGAGGAUGGAAAGCGAUUUUCUACUUUGGUGGAGCCUGUGGUAUGGUGGCAUCGUUUCUCAUUGUGUGCUUAGUCUAUGACGGCCCAGCAAAACAUCCUCGAGUGGAUGCGGAGGAGAAGCAAUAUCUUCUUACUUUUCAAUUUCAGAGUCAAACUUCAAAGAAACGACGAGUAAUCCCGUGGGCGAAAAUACUUUGUUCCGUACCCGUUUGGUCUGUUGUCGUCACAAAUUUUUUCUUCUUCGCGGUGGUAAAAGGAAUAGUUCUCAAUCUGCCAAUCUUUGUCCGUGAUGUCCUGGACUUCACAGUUACUGAGAAUGGAAUCUUUUCUGCAAUGCCAUUAAUUGCAGCUCUUUUGCUCCACUUACUCAUUGGACCUUUUUUUGAUUACAUACGUAACCACAACAAAUACACCCCUACUACUGUGCGAAAAAUCUUCCAUGUCGUAGGUACGCUUAUGCCUGGAGCUUUGAUGUUUGUCUCCAGCCAGCUUUCAUCUGAGUACAAAUAUUUCAUCAUUUCGUUGAUAACGAUCAGUUAUUCUCUUACUGAGUUUGCCGUGAUGGGAGGCUUUGGAUACGCAAUGAUUGAUCUUGCUCCCGACUACAUCGGUAUUCUACAAGGGAUCAACAAAACCAUUAGUUUGGCUCCAGGAUUUAUUACGCCGCUUAUUGUAUCGGCUCUGACACCACACGGGUCGAGUGAGGAAUGGAAACAUGUUUUCAUUCUUUUUGGUGCGUUAUACGUUCUAUCAUGCUUAGUGUUUGUAACCUGUGGAAGUGCACAACAGCAGAGCUGGGGAAAAGCAAUCAAGAAAGACACAGUCAGUGUCCUCAGUGGUUCCAGUAAACCACGCAAUAAUUUUGCAUAGAAAGACCAUAGGGAAUUUAUUUCCAAAUAUUUUUGCCUUAUCAGUGUGAAUUAUUUGCAAUGAAAAUGCAACAAUGGUCUGGCCCUUUGAAA